AUGACGUCCAUCGAAGAAUCCAUCACUAUUGAUGCGCCUCCGUCUAAAGUAUGGGCCAAGCUUAUGGACCUUGAGUCGUGGGCAAAAUGGAACAGCUUUGUCACGUCCAUCGAAUUGGAGCCACCAUUUGAUGAAAUAUCUGUGGGCAGCAGACAAAAAAUCACAAUUCAACCAAAAACGGACGCAAGUGGCGACGCUGAAAGCUAUACAAACGUUACUACAUCACUUAUCCCGGAGCGCGAACUACGCUGGAGAGGCAAAAUUUUUGCUGAUUUUGUCUUUUAUACCAACCACUGGUGCUUAUUGGAAACUCGUGAGCAGCAGAGCGGAUCGGAAAUCAAGACUGUCUUUAGCCAGGGCGAGGAUUUUGGCGGCCUGCUAGCACCAAUGGUUUCGAUUACUGGAAAAAUGACGCAACUGAAAGAAGGUUACGCUAGGAUGAAUAUGGAUUUAAAACGUGCUGUAGAAAACGAUAUUUAA
Molecule: messenger RNA, 480 nt
Organism: Akanthomyces muscarius
Lineage: Eukaryota; Fungi; Ascomycota; Sordariomycetes; Hypocreales; Cordycipitaceae
Exons: 1
Coding region: 1-480 (159 amino acids)
Source: RefSeq, a predicted model, not a curated record